CCCAGUGUGAGAGCAGAGGAGGAGGAGGAGGAGGAGGAGUGGAUGUCUGGAGUCUGCGGAUCUACACACCGGUAUGCGCUGUAUGGCGAGUCACAGCUCAGAGCAGCUCAGAGUGAUCGCAGACAGUUUUGAUCACAGACUGAAAGCAGAAUAAUCCGCGGGUUCUUGUUUGUUUGUUUGUUUCCCGCACACACACACACACACACAUACACCUUGUGCGUGUUGUGCGGUGCUGCUGCUGCGGAGCUGCGCUUAUUGGAGUCGCGGCUUUACGGAUGGUCGUUUCGGGGCAGGGACGGCCAGUUCCAAGUGUCCAGUUCUGCAGUGUGUGGCCGAUGAAGACGGCUGCUCGGUGUGAUGUGUAAUGGCUCCUGCGUUGAGUGCUCUGUGGGGUUCAGGGGUUGCAGGAUCGGAGAUCAGUGGUGAGCUGGCCAUAGUGAGCACACUCACGGCAUUCUGGGCCUUCCUGCUGCUCACUCUGCUGCUGGUACUGUGUGCCGGCUGUCAAGGGCAUAAAAAAGCAACCCGGCUCCCUGGAGACCAUGAGAAUCUGAUGAAUGGGGUGUCAGAAAAGGAAACCUGUAGCCAAACAGCAGAUACAGGCAGUCAUGCCACUGACCUGGUGGCCAGUAGCUCCUUCAAUGGGCCUCUGACAAGUGGUACAGUCCUUACAGACACCGUGGACACGAGCCCACACCCUUCAGAAGAUAUGCUGUCCAUCCAGUCAGAGCAUCGCUCUUCUAAAUGCCACCAGGACCGCGAGUUACCCAGCAUUCCCUGCGCCAACAGUCUGCGGGAUGCGGCCGAAGCCUCUGAAGAGUGCAGAGCUGGGGACAGCACGUACGAGGUGCUGAAGGACGGAGCCUCACAUGAUGCUGUAGAAGACUCUCCCUAUGAGACGGUAAAAGAGUUAAAGGAGGCAUGCCUCACCAACGGCACACUGACCCCUGACGAGCCUCCGACUGCCAAGCCCAACGGGCACCUGAGCCCCAGCCCUGGCACGCCCGACCUGUGCCCGCUGGCCGACGGCGCCGAGUACGCCUCCAUCGACCUUAAGAAGAAGAGCCGCUACAGUGUAGACGCCGAGGCCCAGCGCUCAGCUGUAGAGCAACCCGUAGAGGAGGAGAAUCCACCACCUAUACCCGAUAAAGUGCUGGAUGAGAAUGAUAACCAAAACAUCACUACGCUGCAGAAUGGAGAGUUAUCGGCCCUGUACUCCACUGUAGAUAAGCCAGCGAAGGAAGAGGAGAAUGAACCCGACUACAGCAGUAUCGGCGAGAUCAGGGGCAUAGUGGUGGAGUCGAGCUCCAGCGAGCUGUACGCUACGGUGAGAGACGUGUACCCCUCACCCCCUGCCGAGCAGCCUGCGGAGAACACAGACCAGGGGUACGAGACCAUUAAGAUCGCAAAGAGCGUACCGGAUGAGGGCCAGCAGGAUAACGGGCUUUUGGAGUCUGACUACGCAAAUGUUGGAGAGCUGGAGCUGAAUAGUGAGACGUCCCGUCUCUGACUGAGAGUCACACAACGCUUCAGCGAAUCUGAGCGAUGUAGCAGUGGAUCAGACGGGCUUAGUUUAGCACUUAUUUCCUCAGAAUGACGGCACUCCAGUAAAUGAAAUGAAUAUGGGGUCACUUUUGCUGUUGGUGUAGGGGUUUAGAAAAAAACUAUUCAGAUUUGUUGUGGCAUUUAAAUGUAAUGAUGUAUUUCCACAUCACAGUUCCAGCGUCCCUGGUUCGAUCCUGAGCUGGGGUUAAUGUCCGUGUGGAGUCACGUAUACAUGAAGGGUUUCCUCUGGGUUCUCUGGUUUCCUCCAACAUCCCAAAAAGGAUGCCGGUUGGUGGAUUGGCAAAGAUAAAUUGCUCCUAGCUGUGAAUGAAUGAAUGAGUGAGUGCAUGCCAGUCCAUGUACCUGUGAUCGACUGGCGUCCCAUCCAGUUUAUAUUUCUGCCUAACGAAUAGUGUUCCUGGGAUAGGCUCUAGAUCCAUCCUCCCUAAUCCUGACCAGGAUAACGCAGUUACUAAAGAUGAACGAUUCUCUUGCUAUAAAGAAUUCUUAUUAUGUUAUAGAGACUUCUGGUUAGUUCCGUGUGGAUUCGGACAUAGUGCAACAAUCACUGAAAGGAAUGAAAGGCAGUGUAUGUACAGAAUGGUGGUGUGAUGUGAAUAUUUGGGUGCCAUAAUUUAUUGUCACCGCAGUGCUCUCAUUAUGAUGCUUGACACUUAGAACAGACAACCAGCAACACCGCUAUAGCAAAAUGCAUAUAUUUAAUUACCUCACAGCUUUUGAAUCAGAAAUCAACAUGCAAGAAAUAUGCACAACAUGUAUAGGAAAGAAAAAAAAAAAAAAAGAGUACUUUCGACACAUUUGCAGUCAAAACUAAGAGCUUAUAGUAAGAUGAGUUGAUUAUACAGAAAUGCCAGCGUGUAAGAUUUAGCUGUGGCAUUUACAAUUUUUGACCCCUUGCUACAGAAAAACGAUGCUUUUUUAAAAAAAAUUUUUUUUUUUACAUAAAGCAGUGAUCAGACUACAUGUCAAUAAAAUUAGCUCAGUGGAAAAGGCAGUUCACUGAAUGGGAAAGGACGCUGUUCCUGAGACGUGUUUGAUUUUUUUUUAACGCAGGCUUUAUCUUGAUGAAUGAGGACAGGGCUGUUCUCUCUUUUGUUGGUAAAAGAGUAGUACCGUUCAGCACAGUUAUAAAUAAUACUUACAUAUGUUAGGGUUUUUGUGGUACAAAUGUUUUGUUUGUUUGGUUUUUUUUUUUUUCUUGCUUAAUCUUGUUAGCAUCUUGUUAGCAUCUUGUUAGCAUCUUGUUAGCAUGUUGGCAUUUCUGGAUCAUGUAGAUAAAAAAUCACCUCCUGUGGUACGUACAAUCCUAUUACAUCGAUUCAUAAUGCUAACAACCAUAGGGGGGGAA
Ictalurus furcatus (blue catfish) is the source of this 2914-nucleotide messenger RNA. RefSeq names its product phosphoprotein membrane anchor with glycosphingolipid microdomains 1 (gene pag1). Gene Ontology annotation, biological process: intracellular signal transduction; negative regulation of T cell activation. Gene Ontology annotation, cellular component: plasma membrane; membrane raft. NCBI's taxonomy places the organism in Eukaryota, Metazoa, Chordata, Actinopteri, Siluriformes, Ictaluridae. Bases 365 to 1510 code for a protein of 381 amino acids. The record is from RefSeq and is a predicted model, not a curated record. The transcript has 7 exons.